Molecule: messenger RNA, 2127 nt
Organism: Zygotorulaspora mrakii
Lineage: Eukaryota; Fungi; Ascomycota; Saccharomycetes; Saccharomycetales; Saccharomycetaceae
Gene: DOA1
Product: Doa1p
Exons: 1
Coding region: 1-2127 (708 amino acids)
Biological process (GO): proteasome-mediated ubiquitin-dependent protein catabolic process; ubiquitin recycling
Cellular component (GO): nucleus; cytoplasm
Molecular function (GO): ubiquitin binding
Source: RefSeq, a predicted model, not a curated record
AUGUAUAGUUUAAGUGCAACUUUGUUGGGCCAUUCUCAGGAUGUUCGUGAUAUCGCCGUUGUUGACAAUGAACGUGUUGCGAGCGUAUCGAGGGAUGGAUGUGUAUGUGUGUGGAGAAAGCAGACUAAUGGAACCUGGGAUAGCACAACCAUCGAUAAAAAUGAUUCGUUCUUAAAUAGUGUCUGCUAUAACUUUGCAAGCCAGCUACUAUUUUACGGAGGAAAAGAUGCUAUGAUUAAUGGAUCUUAUCUUGAUUCUAAGCUUGGCGACGAUCCUUUGUAUACGCUAAUCGGACAUGAUGGCAAUGUAUGCAGCCUGAGUAGCGAUGGAGAAUAUGUUAUUAGUGGAAGUUGGGAUAAGACAGCUAAAGUUUGGCAACACGGUACACUGAAAUGGGAAUUAAAAGGUCAUACUGGGUCAGUAUGGGAUGCCAAGAUAAUUCCUAAUAGUGUAGAUCAGUUCCUGACAGCAUCUGCGGAUAAAAGUAUCAAGCUAUGGAAGGAGAACAAGGUACUGAAGACAUUCACAGGACUCCAUAAUGAUGUUAUAAGACAUCUGCAAGUUUUAAAAGGGGGAGACCAAUUUGCAAGCUGCUCCAAUGACGGAGAAAUAAAAGUAUGCGAUAUGAAUGGCAGAGUUUUGCGUACCUUAAGUGGACAUGAAAGUUUUGUCUACAGUAUAAAGGAAGCGCCAAAUGGCGAACUCAUUAGUUGUGGAGAAGACAGAUCUCUCCGAAUCUGGUCUCAAGACGGUUCUAUUAAACAAGUGAUUCGAUUACCUGCCAUUUCCAUCUGGUGUAUUGACAUAUUGCCAAACGGUGACAUUGCCGUGGGAAGUAGUGACAGCGUUAUCAGAAUUUUCACCAGAGACGCUUCAAGAGCUGCUUCCGAAAACGACAUACGGGAGUUUAAUAAGGAAGUUGAGAAUACAUCAAUUAAUUCAAAGGUAAUGGGUGUCGACGAGUCUAAACUCUCACCCCUUGAGGUUCUCCAACAGCCGGGAAAAAAAGAAGGUCAAAUUGUAGUCGUUAAGAAUCCUUCGGGAGUUAUUGAGGCACAUCAAUGUUCGCAAGGAAAAUGGGUAAAAGUGGGAGAUGUAAUUGGGUCCGAUAGUGGUGGUGAUAAAAAAAAAGAAUUUGAAGGUAAAAACUAUGACUUCGUAUUCGAUGUAGAUAUUGAAGAAGGCCAACCUCCUUUGAAACUUCCGUUGAAUGCUAACGAUAAUCCUUACACCGUUGCUGACCAAUUUUUGGCACGCUAUGAAUUGCCAUUUUCGUACAAGGAUCAAGUCGUUAACUUCAUUUUGAAGAAUACAGGUGGCAUCUCAUUUGAGCAAACCACUUCGCAAAGUGGGCCCGUCAAAAGCAUGAUGGUUUUACCUGUGAAAGAAUAUCUACAGAUAAAUAAUUGCAAUCCGGAGAAGAUUUUUUCCGGCAUCGUAAAACUCAAUGCUGUGGAAGGAACAUUCGAUGAUGAGGCACUUGCACAGAUUGGUGCAGCUUUUCAAAGCGUCGACGACAGCUGGGAAUUAUUGUAUUCUUUUGCAGUUAUGAUGAGAUCGAAAUGGAAAUCGAAAAUUCCAGCAUACGACAUUAUCAGAAUCAUUGCACAUAAGCUUCCAGAAGCUUCUGAUAUUAGCGAAUUCAUCGAAGAGGGCCUAGGUAACAGUAACAUAUCCAUCGUAAUGCUCACUGUCCGGAUUUUAGUAAACUGUUUCAAGAAUGAAUUUUGGGGUAUUCAUUUAAUGUCAUCAAACAAGGUGUACGAUUCUGUUUUCGAAACGAUAGAGACCCAAUUCAACAAUGCAACAAGACAACAAGCUCAAAAUCUCGCUAUCGCUGUGUCCACUCUUCUCUUCAACUAUAGUGUUCUGAUAUUGAGAGAUGGCUCCUUGCUUGACGUGAUACCAACCAUCUCAGAUGCUAUAAAUACAAAAUAUGCUCCACUGGAAGAGUAUCAGUCGUCUGAAGAAGCUGCGUAUAGAUUGUUAGUCUCGUAUGGAAAUUUAGCAACUUUAGAGCCUUCAUUACUGCAUUUCGCUAAUUCAAUCCCAUGGAUAAAAAGGCUCAAAGAAAGAUAUGGCCACAUCAGUAGAUUUAGUGCUAUAUAUGAGGAUUUAGCUAAAUAA